UUAUUUUUGAGGUAACGGAGGCCUCACGAUUCCAUCAUCUUCAGCCGCCGUCUCCCACUCUCUUCAACCACGACAACCCCAUAAUUUCAGCUGAAGCCGGAAACAGGCGUCUCUCGUCUCUUUAUCUCUCUCUCUAUCUCUUCCUCUAUAUUUCAGACUUCUAAUGACAAAUAAUGAGAAUGACGCUCUAGUAUUGGCUGAUAAUGCAUUUGGGAAGCUUCCUGAUCAUCUCCUGAUAGAAAUUUUCAUCAGAGUUCCCAUAUCAGAGUGGGCUCAAAUAUCAUGUGUUAAAAAGCAGUGGGCUAAUCUAUUUCGUGGAGAAUGCUUGUGGCAAGCUGCUCUUAACAGAAAUUAUCCCUUUGCAGGCGAAGCUAAAAGAUGGCCUGGACCCAUACCUCAAGGGUUGAGCAGAAGGAGAUACACAGCUUUAUAUGUCAGUAAACACAUCUUUGAACUGGAUGGUGAGAUAGAUGAGAUUGUGGGUCAUACUUAUUUGUUUCUCAAAGAGCAACUUGAACUUUCCACAAUGCCACCUCCCUCUGGCAUUCUUCAUGGAACCAUAAUAGAUCAAUUUAUUGCUUGUGGGAAAUCAAGAGAUUCUGCCCAUGAGCUUGCUUCCCAGAUCUGGCUAGCUGUUCUUGAUAAUUUGGAAGAAAAUGAGCACACAUUUGUCUUACUUAAACGCCUUGCACAAGAGGGGGAUGUUUUUCUUCCAUACCCAUAUGCAAAAUCCAUUAAAGUGCAAUGGAGGGUUUUUGAGAAGCUUUUCACUGAUUUCCGUGACUGCUUCAAUCAUGUAGAUUAUUAUGAUGUACUGGCUUGUGCAAAGACCAGGUUCCAGCCAAUACCUUCUGCUUGGUUGGGUUACUAGAUCACUUCCCAAAUUCAAUAUCUGGACCACACUGUUAAUGUUCAUACUAAUGCAACUGGUCUGUUGCAGUAAGUCCUGUUGUUUCUUGUUUUAUUUAUCAUAAAGGAAACUGUAUAUUUUGGCAAUAAUCUUCCUUUCUUGCCUUCUCUUAGCUGGAUGAAAUAACAAAUGUAUAUGAUUUGAUCCAUGUUGGUCCAUUACUACUGUAAUGUGAUUGAAAAAAAUCAAGUGGGUAUCUUGGCAACAGUUGUUUUUAA
Messenger RNA from Manihot esculenta (cassava), 1128 nucleotides. RefSeq lists its product as uncharacterized. Bases 164 to 871 code for a protein of 235 amino acids. Lineage: Eukaryota; Viridiplantae; Streptophyta; Magnoliopsida; Malpighiales; Euphorbiaceae. The transcript is spliced from 5 exons. The record is from RefSeq and is a predicted model, not a curated record. Gene Ontology annotation, molecular function: protein binding.